Molecule: messenger RNA, 4072 nt
Organism: Ruditapes philippinarum (Manila clam)
Lineage: Eukaryota; Metazoa; Mollusca; Bivalvia; Venerida; Veneridae
Product: DNA-directed RNA polymerase II subunit RPB2
Exons: 25
Coding region: 162-3719 (1185 amino acids)
Biological process (GO): DNA-templated transcription
Cellular component (GO): RNA polymerase II, core complex
Molecular function (GO): DNA binding; ribonucleoside binding; DNA-directed RNA polymerase activity
Source: RefSeq, a predicted model, not a curated record
UUGCUUUCCGCGGGGAAGAGUAUUCGCGUCCCAAUGGCGGACGCAUGAAGUUUGUAGAGAAACCGGCUCUAUAAAUCCGCUGACAUCGAAAAUAAUUAGCAAACCUGCUUAAGAUAACCUAAACUUUUCUCAUAAUAUACACAUUCUCCAGCCUUUGCAAGAUGUACGGGCAGGAUGAAGAAAUGUUUGAAGCGGAGGAUGAUAAUGAUGAGAUCACUGCUGCUCUGUGGCAAGAGGCGUGCUGGAUUGUCAUCAGUGCAUACUUUGAUGAGAAAGGUUUAGUUAGACAACAACUUGACUCGUUUGAUGAGUUUAUUCAGAUGUCUGUACAGAGGAUUGUUGAAGAUACCCCUCAAAUUGAACUGAUUGCUGAAGCUCAACAUAAAGCUGGUGUUGUUGAAACACCUCCGCAAUAUUUAUUGAAGUUUGAGCAAAUUUAUUUAUCAAAACCAACACAUUGGGAAAAAGAUGGAAGUCCAAGUCCCAUGAUGCCAAACGAGGCCAGACUUAGAAAUCUCACAUAUUGUGCCCCUCUGUAUGUAGACAUUACAAAGACUGUGGUUAAGCCAGAUGAGGACCCAGUUGAAACUCAACAUCAGAAAACUUUUAUAGGAAAGAUACCAAUUAUGUUGCGGUCAACAUAUUGUCUAUUGAGUGGCCUGACUGAUCGUGAUUUGACUGAGUUGAAUGAAUGUCCCCUAGAUCCAGGGGGAUAUUUCAUAAUCAAUGGGUCAGAGAAGGUGCUUAUAGCACAGGAGAAGAUGGCAACAAAUACUGUGUAUGUAUUUAGACAGAAGGACUCAAAGUACGCCUUUAAGACAGAGAUUCGAUCUUGUCUAGAGCAUUCUUCAAGACCUACUAGUACACUUUGGGUGAACAUGAUGGCCAGGGGUGGUCAGGGUGCUAAGAAGAGUGCUAUUGGUCAGAGAAUCAUUUCUAUCCUACCAUAUAUUAAACAAGAGAUCCCGAUCAUUGUUGUGUUCCGGGCUCUAGGCUUCGUGUCCGACAGAGAUAUUCUAGAACACAUUAUAUACGACUUUGACGACCCCGAGAUGAUGGAAAUGGUAAAACCAUCACUUGACGAAGCCUUUGUCAUCCAGGAGCAAAAUGUUGCCUUAAACUUUAUUGGUGCACGUGGUGCUAGGCCUGGUGUCACAAAGGAAAAGCGAAUUAAAUACGCACGAGAAAUCUUACAGAAAGAAAUGUUACCUCAUGUAGGUGUCAGUGACUUCUGUGAAACUAAGAAAGCUUAUUUCUUAGGGUAUAUGGUACAUAGAUUAUUACUGGCAGCUCUAGGAAGAAGAGAGGAGGAUGACAGAGAUCACUAUGGUAACAAGAGGUUGGAUCUUGCUGGUCCCCUGCUUGCCUUCUUAUUUAGAGGACUAUUCAGAAACCUUACAAAGGAAGUAAGAAUGUAUGCUCAAAAGUUUAUUGAUAAAGGUAAAGAUUUCAACUUGGAUUUGGCCAUCAAGACUAGGACUAUUACAGAUGGUCUCAAGUAUUCACUGGCUACAGGCAACUGGGGUGAUCAGAAAAAAGCUCAUCAGGCUCGAGCUGGUGUCUCGCAGGUGUUGAACAGACUUACAUUUGCCUCAACAUUGUCACAUUUACGACGACUGAAUUCACCGAUAGGACGUGAUGGUAAACUUGCACGUCCUAGACAGCUACACAACACUCACUGGGGUAUGAUCUGUCCUGCUGAAACACCAGAGGGUGGUGCAGUAGGUCUUGUGAAGAACCUUGCCUUGAUGUCAUAUAUUUCUGUAGGAUCUCAACCUUCACCUAUCCUUGAGUUCUUGGAGGAAUGGAGCAUGGAAAACCUUGAGGAGGUAGCCCCAUCCUCCAUCGCAGAUGCCACCAAGAUUUUUGUGAAUGGUUGUUGGGUUGGUAUCCAUAGAGAUGCAGAACAGCUGAUGACAACAUUGAGGAAAUUGAGAAGAGAAAUGGACAUCAUUGUCUCUGAGGUAUCAAUGAUCCGAGAUAUAAGAGACAGGGAGAUUCGUAUAUAUACUGAUGCUGGUAGAAUCUGUCGUCCAUUAUUGAUUGUAGAAAAUCAGAAAUUACUCCUGAAACAAAGUCAUAUCAAACAGCUGAAACAGCGGGAAUAUAACAACUACAGUUUACCUGGGGAUUAUAUAGAUCCUAUGUGUUGGCAGGAUCUGGUAGCCAGUGGUGUUGUGGAGUAUAUUGACCCGCUAGAGGAAGAAUGUGUCAUGUUAGCCAUGUCACCUGACAUUCUCAUGGAGAAGGAGACACAUUAUUGUUCUACAUACACUCAUUGUGAAAUCCAUCCAGCCAUGAUCCUCGGAGUGUGUGCAUCCAUUAUUCCAUUCCCAGAUCAUAACCAGUCCCCACGUAACACCUACCAAUCUGCUAUGGGUAAGCAAGCUAUGGGAGUAUAUAUUACAAACUUUCAUGUGCGUAUGGAUACACUAGCUCACGGACUACUUUAUCCUCAGAAACCACUUGUAACUACACGUUCCAUGGAAUACCUGCGCUUUAGAGAAUUACCUGCAGGUAUUAACUCAAUUGUGGCUAUUUCUACAUACACGGGAUAUAACCAGGAAGAUUCUGUCAUCCUGAACCAGUCUGCUGUGGAGAGAGGUUACUUCAGGUCAUUUUUCUUCCGAGCAUAUAAAGAUUCCGAAUCUAAGAAAGGUCUAGACCAGGAGGAAAUCUUUGAGAAGCCUACUCGAGAAACUGUACAAGGGAUGAGACCAGCUAUAUAUGACAAAUUAGACGAGGACGGUAUAAUAGCCCCUGGUGUUAGAGUGUCUGGUGAUGAUGUACUGAUUGGGAAAACUCUCUCAUUACCUGCCAAUGAUGAUGAGUUGGAAGGUACUGCUAAGAAAUUCACUAAGAGAGAUGCAAGUGUGUUUAUGAGAAGAAGUGAGACAGGUAUCAUUGAUCAGGUGAUGGUAACAAUUAACCAGGAAGGAUAUAAAUUUUGUAAGAUCCGAGUAAGAACUGUCAAGACCCCUCAGAUUGGUGACAAAUUUGCUAGUCGUCAUGGACAGAAAGGAACAUGUGGAAUCACUUACAGACAAGAGGACAUGCCAUUUACAUGUGAAGGAAUCACUCCAGACAUUAUCAUUAAUCCUCACGCUAUUCCCAGUAGAAUGACAAUUGGCCAUUUAAUCGAGUGCCUACAAGGCAAAGUGGCUGCCAACAAAGGUGAGAUAGGGGACGCUACACCCUUCAAUGAUUCUGUCAACGUACAGAAAGUCUCAGAUCUACUUCAUCAGUAUGGCUAUCAACAGAGAGGAAAUGAGGUUUUAUACAAUGGAUUUACUGGAAGAAAAUUGAAUGCACAGGUGUUUCUUGGACCUACAUACUAUCAGCGUCUGAAACAUAUGGUGGAUGACAAGAUCCACUCUAGAGCUAGAGGACCACUUCAGAUACUCAAUAGGCAACCUAUGGAGGGUAGAGCUAGGGAUGGUGGAUUACGUUUUGGAGAAAUGGAACGUGACUGUCAGAUAGCUCAUGGUGCUGCACAAUUCCUUCGGGAGAGAUUGUUCGAGGCUUCAGAUCCAUACAGAGUUCAUCUCUGUAAUAUUUGUGGUCUCAUUGCCAUAGCCAACCUCAGAAACCAAACGUUCGAGUGCAGAGGUUGUAAAAAUAAAACACAGAUAUCUCAAAUACGUAUCCCAUAUGCGUGCAAGUUGCUAUUCCAAGAACUUAUGUCAAUGAGUAUAGCACCUAGAAUCAUGGUGACCUGAGCUGACCUGGCAGCGUACAAGUUGUGAAAAUAAAUAUGUGCCACAUACAAUCUGAUUACACUGAAUGAUUCAUAGUAAACUGGGAUCAUUUCAUCUGACAUCAGUGACCUUGACAGGUUUCCUAAUGUAAUGACAGCUGCCGUUGUGUUGAAAUCAACGUAAUCAAUAAUUGAUAUACAGUUUAGUGCAUGUAAUAAUAAGUAAGACACUUGUAUAUAGUCAUAUUGUACUAUUGUCUAAGUCACAUUGUGGGAAAAGUUGGUUUUAAAUGAAAGAAUGUUUAGUUUGUUGUGACAUUCUGAGGAAAGAAAUACGUUUUGGAGUUAGUAUGAGGAGACAAUCGUGUGCAAUUG